ACUCCAACGCUGGGUGACAUUGAGCUCACCAGCGCCACCGUCCCCGGCGAAGUUCUGCGCUGGUCGGCGGAGUAGCAAGUGGCCAUGGGGAGCCUCAGCGGUCUGCGCCUGGCAGCAGGAAGCUGUUUUAGGUUAUGUGAAAGAGAUGUUUCCUCAUCUCUAAGGCUUACCAGAAGCUCUGAUUUGAAGAGAAUAAAUGGAUUUUGCACAAAACCACAGGAAAGUCCCGGAGCUCCAUCCCGCACUUACAACAGAGUGCCUUUACACAAACCUACGGAUUGGCAGAAAAAGAUCCUCAUAUGGUCAGGUCGCUUCAAAAAGGAAGAUGAAAUCCCAGAGACUGUCUCGUUGGAGAUGCUUGAUGCUGCAAAGAACAAGAUGCGAGUGAAGAUCAGCUAUCUAAUGAUUGCCCUGACGGUGGUAGGAUGCAUCUUCAUGGUUAUUGAGGGCAAGAAGGCUGCCCAAAGACACGAGACUUUAACAAGCUUGAACUUAGAAAAGAAAGCUCGUCUGAAAGAGGAAGCAGCUAUGAAGGCCAAAACAGAGUAGCAGAGGUAUCCGUGUUGGCUGGAUUUUGAAAAUCCAGGAAUUAUGUUAUAACGUGCCUGUAUUAAAAAGGAUGUGGUAUGAGGAUCCAUUUCAUAAAGUAUGAUUUGCCCAAACCUGUACCAUUUCCGUAUUUCUGCUGUAGAAGUAGAAAUAAAUUUUCUUAAAUAAUGACUGUGUUUUAUUGUUUUGAUCCAAGUCAAGUGUAGCCUCUCAGCCUUUUGGAGAAAAAUGAAACAAUUUAUUUCAACUUGAAUACCAACUCUUCAGAGAAGCAGGUACCAUAUCUUACUUCUCUUCCCAUUAUCAAAGUAACCUCUCCACAGGCGAACUCAUUUUGAGGAGAUAAGGAAGGCCAGUUGAGUAUAUGGCCCAGGUGCAGCUUGGAGGGCCAGCCUUCUCAAAUGUCCUGGUGUACUGGUGGGGAGGCUGCCCCCUAAUAGAGCGAGCGCUGAGAAGCAGCCAGACCACAUUCUAUAAUCUUUGAACAUGCUGGCAGAUGGAGGCUUUUAGGAGAAUAGUUUUUUAAACAUUCUGACAAGGUCCAGCCAGGAAUUUCUAAGGACUUAGAAAUCCCAGCGUCAUGGAGUUGCUUGGGGUCAACACAAGUCACCUCUUAGCUUCAUGCCUUAGAAUUCUCAACUGGCUGUUUUCUUACCACCUGAGAAACUAAAUUUCUCAAUUAUAAAAAUCUCAUGUAUUAUUACUGUUAGAAGUAUUUGCACCUCAUAUAUAUCUCAUUUACAGUUUGACCUUGGGAUAUCGAGUUGUCUCAUAUUUAGGUAUGAAUACAGGUUUCUAUUUUAAACAUUGAUUCUCACAUGCUUCUUAAUUAUUCAUGGAUGACAAGCCAUUAUAGUAGUCCCUUCUUAUCCACGGCUUUGUUUUCUGUGGUUUCAGUUACCUGAGGUCUGAAAAUAUUAAAUGGAAAAUUCCUAUAACAAUGCAUAAGUUAUAGAUUACAUACCAUUCAGUGUAGCAUGAUGAAAUCUCUUGCCAAUCUGUUCCAUCCACCUGGGAUGUGAAUCAUCCCUCUCUCUGGUGUAUUCACACUGUAUGUGCUAGCCGUCUCUGUUACGAGAUCAGCUGUCGUGGAAUCAGUGCUAGUGUUCAGGUAACUCUUAUUUAAUAAUUGCCUCAAAGUGCAUUGUGCUGUGCCUAAUUUAUAAAAUAAACGGUAUCAUAGGUAUGUAUGUAUACGAAAAACAUAGUAUAUGCAGGGUUGGGUACUAUCCACAGUUUCAGGCAUCUACUGGGGGGUCUUGGAAUAUAUCCCCAGAGGGUAAGGGGUGACUACUGUAUACAGCCAUGCCAACAUGCUGGUUCUCAGAGAGUUAUAAGAGAGAUUAAAAAUACAUGCAGCUGUUUGGGCACUUUCUUCCCAAAUAAAAUACCCAGUAAAAUGUAACAUACUACCUAUAGCUUGAUAAUCUAUCUGAGGAUGUUUAUGAUGUCUGUCUAUAUACUUUAAUUUGGCCUUAGCUUCUUUGUAGGUAUCAAGUUAUCACUUGCAAAUUUAUUUUCAAAAAGCAUAGUUUCUUGUACAUUUUAGAAGAUUAGUUUUUCUUAUUUUGGGACACCUACACCAAUGUUUUAAAUGUGGAUAAAUUUUAAUGUGGAAUUUCUUUUAAAAAUAAUCCUCUUCAUAGAGCAAUACAACAAAAAUGUGUUGUAUCUUGGAGAUUUACAUUAUAAAUGUAGUAACAUUUAUGAGCUUAAAUUUAAUGAAACCUUUUUUUUUUUUUUGAGACAGUCUUGCACUGUCGCCCAGGCUAGAGUGCAGGGCAUGAUCUCAGCUCACUGCAACCUCCGUCUCCCGGGUUCAAGCAAUUCUCGUGCCUCAGCCUCCUCAGUAACUGGCAUUAUAGGUGUGCACCACCACACCUGGCUAAUUUUUGUAUUUUUCAUAAAGACGGGGGUUUCACCAUGUUGGCCAGGCUGGUCUCAAACUCCUGACCUCAGGUGAUCAGCCUCCCUCGGCCUCCCAAAGUGCUGGGAUUACAGGCAUGAGCCAUGGUGCCUGGCCAAACGUUUUUAUUACAAAUAUUACAUUAAACUAAAGCUCACAACUGUUAUUAUGCAUCAGGAAUUAACAGUCAUUUCUCAUUUGUGUUAUUCUCCUAUUUGAUAACAUAUAGUGACUAUCUCUUUAUGGGUUAAAUAUCAGUUUCUUGGCCAGAAUUCAAGAUCUGCCCCUAACUAAUCCUACUUCUCCCAGUACCCUUACAGCACUCCUACCCUACUAGUAACUCUGAUAUCUCAUAGUCCUCAGAUUUAUCAAGCAAACGAAACUGAAUGAGCACUACUAUAAGGUACCACAAACUACAAAAGGAGACAGUUUUGCCCUUGUUGCUUUCAGUUAAAUUAUUGUGCUAUUUUUUGCUUAAUUUCUAGGUUUUUUUUGCGUGUUUAUCAUGUCUCCGUAGGUAAAGUGGGCAGAAAUCUUUUUCUACUUUACAUUUCCUGUAAGUGCUGUUUGUUUGAAUAAAGUUAAUGUGUGAGGUUA
Homo sapiens (human) is the source of this 3052-nucleotide messenger RNA. RefSeq names its product family with sequence similarity 162 member A (gene FAM162A). The record is from RefSeq and is marked validated. Gene Ontology annotation, biological process: cellular response to hypoxia; neuron apoptotic process; positive regulation of release of cytochrome c from mitochondria. Lineage: Eukaryota; Metazoa; Chordata; Mammalia; Primates; Hominidae. Gene Ontology annotation, cellular component: mitochondrial membrane. The transcript has 5 exons. Bases 85 to 549 code for a protein of 154 amino acids.